GAGGCAGACAUGAAGAGAGACAGAGACAGAGAGAGCAUUUCUCUGAGGACCCAGGAAUCUUUGGGGCUUUACUUGCCAGACCUGGCACCGGAAGAAGAUGAAGUGUCCCAGAGAAGGGGAAAUUCCGUGGAGGCCGAUUGCCCACCUGCACAUCCCAAAAGCAUUGUGUGCGACUCUGUAAUUAACAGAGAGACUACACGGUGAUGUACGGGAGAGGAAAAAGACUAUGAGAAAGCAUGUGUGGCAACUGUGUGUGUCCCCAUCACAAGUGUGUGUCGCGUUCCAGGAAGGGAAAAAGGUGUAUGCAGGUGCACCAAGAGCCCACUGCUUUUUUGACCCAACCAAGCUCUUCCAACUUCACAAGCGAUCUCAGCUGGCAUCGCAAGCCCCCUAAGCUUCUAGCAGGCCUUCAGGCGGGGCUCCUCUGAGCUCUUCCCAGGAACAGCCCUCACAAGGAUGCACACACACAGUGACACGGUGACACACGCUUCCUCCUCCCUGAACAGCUAGCUCCUCCGUCCCUAACAACACCAGCUGCCUCUUCGGGUUUAUUCGUGUUGAAAACCCGGGAUGGGGUGGGGGCAGGACACCAACCGCUUCACCAAUGAAGCCCGCUCCCCGCCGUCCUCCUCGCCCCCUCCCUCCCCGCGCCUUCCUUGCCCCUCCUCCUCUAAGUCACCGUCGUCCAGUUUCCCCGCCCCACCCUCGCCACCCCCGACCCCAAGACUGGCCAGCGACUCCCUAACCCCGGGCUCGCAGGCCGAUGACCCUGGGAGACAGGGGCCUCGAGGGGCCGCAAACCAGCGCGCCGCGGGCUGAGCCCGAGAGGCCAGGCUGGGGGGAGGGAGGCCCGGAGGGAGGGAGCGAAGGAAGGAGGAGGGCUGGCGAGCUGGAGCCGGCAGGCGGUGGGAGCCCGGGCGAGCCUCGUCGGGAGUGCAUCUCCUCCGCAGAGCAGGACGCAGCCAGAGGUAGCUGAAGGGGUGAAAACCCAGGCUUAGCUAAGUGGGCUGAGCACAAAGACCACAGAGUCCAGGAGAAUGGUACACAGGGGAAGGACUCCUGCUUUAAUGUGCGUCCCCCCGUCCCGCCCGCCCCCAGAAGGAACACAUCACACAUCUGUCUCCCGUUAGCCACUGAAGAAAGACCUGGGGACGGGGACGCAGAGACAGCGGUGGGUAGUUCCAAGCAUGGGCUAUUAUAAGAAUGAAACUUGGAAUUCCAAAGCAAGGAGAAAAGGCUAAAAGGAAAGGAGACCGACCGGGAGUUUCCCAUGUAGUCUGGAAAUAUAUGCGGUCUUAUCCCUGUCGCAUGUCCAGGUGACUGAGCUCCACCCCUGCGCACCAAGACACCCACCCCACCCCCACUGGUCGAGCCCCACUGGAGAAAGAGACCUGGAAGUGCCAGCAUGAGAAUCAGAGUUGCCCAGCCAGCUUCACAGAGGGGGGAGCAGCCUGCUUGCCCCCCUCAUUAAUUACAGGGAUAACUGAGAAAAAGCCCCACCCAAUAUGGAGGCUGAGGACUGCCACCUCCAUUGAUUCUCUGCCUUCUCCCCUGCCCUGCCCUGCCCACCUGGCCUUAGCUGGGUCGCUCAUGCAAUGCUGAGAAGGAAGGAAGACUUGGGGACGGCUUGCCUCGCUACCGGGCAAGGACUGUGGGCAUCAUGGGGGUGUGUGUGAGCGGGGCUCCAGGGUGAGACCUAGCCCCCGCCCCCAGGAAUUCGAGGGGGUGGGGGUGGGGCCAAGGAUAGAAUGGCUCGGGGUGGGCUGGGGGCAGAAGAGGCCUCCCUACGCUCAAACGCAUUGUCCUGGCUGGCCUGUGGGCUCCUGGCCCUGCUGGCCAACGCCUGGAUCAUCCUUAGCAUCUCGGCCAAACAGCAGAAGCACAAGCCCCUAGAGUUACUGCUCUGCUUCCUGGCCGGCACGCACAUACUCAUGGCGGCCGUGCCCCUCACCACCUUUGCUGUGGUGCAGCUCCGGCGCCAGGCGUCCUCUGACUAUGACUGGAACGAGAGCAUCUGCAAGGUCUUUGUGUCCACCUACUACACGCUGGCCCUGGCCACCUGCUUCACGGUCGCCUCGCUCUCCUACCACCGCAUGUGGAUGGUGCGCUGGCCCGUCAACUACCGCCUCAGCAACGCCAAGAAGCAGGCCCUGCAUGCCGUCGUGGGCAUCUGGAUGGUCAGUUUCAUCCUCUCCACACUGCCCUCCAUUGGCUGGCAUAACAACGGGGAGCGCUACUACGCCAGAGGCUGCCAGUUCAUAGUGUCCAAGAUCGGCCUGGGUUUUGGCGUCUGCUUCAGCCUCUUGCUUCUUGGGGGCAUUGUCAUGGGGUUGGUCUGCGUGGCAAUCACGUUCUAUCAGACGCUGUGGGCCCGGCCCCGGAGGGCUCGGCAGGCCCGGAGAGCGGGGGGCGGUGUGGGAGCCAAAGCAGGGGCGCUGGGGGGCUUGGGUACCCGGCCAGCUUUUGAGGUGCCAGCCAUUGUGGUGGAGGACACUCGAGGGAAGCGUCGGUCCUCGCUGGAUGGCUCUGAAUCUGCGAAGACAUCCUUGCAGGUCACCAACUUGGUCAGCGCCAUCGUCUUUCUCUACGACUCUCUCACGGGGGUGCCCAUCUUGGUGGUGAGCUUCUUCUCCUUGAAGUCAGACUCAGCUCCGCCGUGGAUGGUGCUGGCGGUGCUGUGGUGCUCCAUGGCACAGACGCUGCUCCUCCCCUCCUUCAUCUGGUCCUGUGAGCGCUACCGUGCAGACGUGCGCACAGUGUGGGAGCAGUGUGUGGCUAUCAUGUCCGAGGAGGAUGGCGACGAUGAUGGCGCCUGUGAUGACUACACAGAUGGCCGCGUGUGCAAAAUUCGCUUUGACGCUAACGGGGCCACAGGGUCAGGGAGUCGGGACCCCACGCAGGUGAAGCUGCUGCCCGGACGCCACAUGCUCUUCCCACCUCUUGAGAGAGUACACUAUUUACAGGUCCCUUUGUCGCGGCGAUUAUCCCACGAUGAGACCAACAUCUUUUCCACUCCUCGGGCACCGGGCUCCUUUUUGCACAAGUGGUCGUCAUCUGAUGAUAUCCGGAUCCUCCCAGCCCAGAGUCGUGCCCUUGGAGGCCCUCCAGAAUACCUGGGACAGAGACACAGGCUGGAGGACGAGGAGGACGAGGAAGAGGCUGAAGGCGGAGGCUUAGCCAGCCUUCGCCAGUUCCUAGAAAGUGGGGUUCUGGGCUCAGCUGGGGGACCCCCACGAGGUCCUGGUUUCUUCCGGGAGGAAAUCACCACCUUCAUCGAUGAGACACCUCUGCCUUCUCCAACUGCGUCACCGGGACCCUCUCCUCGUAGGCCUAGGCCGCUGGGUUUUUCACCUCGACGACUCUCCCUUGGGUCUCCCGAUAGCCGAGCUGUUGGACUCCCUUUGGGGUUAGGUGCAGGACGACGCUGUUCCCUGACAGGGAGCGAAGGGAGUUCAAGGGCUUGGGGAAGACCCUGGGCGCCAGGCAACCCUAUCUUCCCGCAGUUGACCCUGUAACUCAGAGGAGGCGGGCAUGGGUGAGUGAGUACACCUCAUUGUGGCCCUAAGUCUACCGCAGCUGCCUCCACGGAGGUGGGGGGCUACAUCCGGGCUUUAGAGCCCAAGUUCUCUCCCAUCCAAGUGACCAGAUACCCAACUCACCUGUCUUCACCCCUAGCAAAAUGUUUUAAAAGGCUGAACUGUUGCCGUGGAAACCUUGGUGUUGGGUGUCUGCGGUGGCAAAGGGUCAGUCAGUGGCUUGGGCAAGGGAGAGUGGUUCACAGAGGACAAACCAGAGAACCGGCAGUGAGCGGGAGAGGUACGAGACGGCCGGACACGCAGACACAGGAGAAGUGGGCUUAGGAGCGUAUGCUCCUGGAGUGGAGAGUAGGCCACUUGAGUGCAUUAGUUUGAAGUGGGAAAGAUCUUUGUUUAAAUUAGUAAAAGAUGCUCAAUCCUCA
Apodemus sylvaticus (European woodmouse) is the source of this 3958-nucleotide messenger RNA. It is a transcript of the gene Gpr162, whose product is annotated as G protein-coupled receptor 162. NCBI's taxonomy places the organism in Eukaryota, Metazoa, Chordata, Mammalia, Rodentia, Muridae. Bases 1749 to 3515 code for a protein of 588 amino acids. The record is from RefSeq and is a predicted model, not a curated record. The transcript has 6 exons. Gene Ontology annotation, cellular component: membrane. Gene Ontology annotation, biological process: G protein-coupled receptor signaling pathway. Gene Ontology annotation, molecular function: G protein-coupled receptor activity.